UUUUACGACGCAGCGAUGAUGCUGGCAAUUGACGAUGUCACCGAAGCGAUAGUAUUGAUCGUUCGAGGUACCCUCUCAGGCAAUGACACUCUUGUAGACCUGUUGGGAGCCGGUGAACCCUUUCGCGAUGAAGACUGUGAUUUGUCUUCUGAUGAGCAAUGGGUUGUCCAUUCUGGAAUGGGCCGAACAGCAAAUAAUAUUGUUAAUAAUCUCUUGGAAAAUGAGUGGAUUGAACAAGCAAAGGAGUUGCGACCAACAUACCCUCUUGUAAUCACCGGUCAUAGUCUCGGUGCUGGAUUGGUCUCGCUGAUGUGUGCCUUAUUGAAACCGUAUUAUCCAGAAAUAAAAGCAUAUGCUUUCAGUCCUCCCAACGGUCUUAUGAAGUAA
Molecule: messenger RNA, 387 nt
Organism: Rodentolepis nana
Lineage: Eukaryota; Metazoa; Platyhelminthes; Cestoda; Cyclophyllidea; Hymenolepididae
Source: the annotation of a GenBank genome assembly